Molecule: messenger RNA, 3831 nt
Organism: Cotesia congregata
Lineage: Eukaryota; Metazoa; Arthropoda; Insecta; Hymenoptera; Braconidae
Source: the annotation of a GenBank genome assembly
AUGUCAAAGUCAAAUCUAAGAAAAAUAACAGUCGACCCAACCAAAUGUAAUACUGAUUCGCGUAGACCAAGUGUGUUUGAAAGGUUAGGAACUAAGCCAACAAUAACUACAACUAAUCCAACAACCACGACUAAUAAUCCUACUCCAAGUAUCACCUCUGAUUAUUGUCGUAAUUGGGCAUUGAAUGGCAAUUGUUCCUAUGGAAAAACUUGCAAAUAUGCUAAUACUCAUACAUUAAUUAGUCCUUCUAAGAGAGCUAAAAGGGAUACUUCAAAUGCUAACGUAGGGAGUAAGGAAGAUCCUUUUAAAAGAAUCACAUCAAAAGUAGUGAAGAAAACAUCACACAGUCCCGAUUUAAACAUUGAGGAGUGGAAUCAAACCGAUCUGGAGUACGAGGACGAAAAGGUGCUGGAGCGUAGGCGUCAAUUGCUGCAGCGCGAAUUGGAGUUACAAAUGAAGAAAGACAAGGAGAUACAUGGCAAGGAUAAAGUAAAGCAUAAAAAACGCGUUAUGAGUUCAUCAUCAAGUUCACGUAGCUCCAGUUCAUCGAGCAGUAGCAGCAGUUCGUCUAGCGACGACUCGUCAUCCAGCUCAACGUCGGAUUCUCGCAAUAAAAAACUAAAGAAAAUAAAAACUAAACGGCACCACAGUGCCUCGUCGGACUACGAAGACGACAAGGAUCGUGGUAAAAAGAAGCUUAAAUUAAAGCGUCUUAACAGUAGUAAGAAUGACAAAAUUCCCGUUAAAAAAAAGCGCAGAGUCGACAGUCCAGUUAAGAAAGACGUUUCUAAGCCAACUAAGAAAGCAACUGCAGCUGUAAGUGUUGGAAGGAAACACAAUUCAGUUUCCAGGACAAGGUCGCCUCUUCCCGUGGCAGUUCACACUACUAAAGCCAAAGAGAGAAAUCGCAGUGAGUCACCCAAGGGUAAAUCCAGCAAAGACGAGCGCGAGCGCGAACGUCACUACCGCAAAGGCCGUGAGACUGAGGACAGUAGCAGCGCCGCUAAAGAGGCUCCGAAGAGUUUUAAAAAUGUUGAAAAAAUUGGAAAAGAGCUGGAGAAUAAAAGUAAGAGUCGAGGAGAAGAAAAGAAAAGCGAUGAUAAAGCGAGGCCUAAAGUAAGGCCCAAAGAAAAAAAUCACAUAUCACGGACCCCGCCGAUAGAACGUCCAAAACAAUUAAAAGAAACGCCUAGUAAACUUCGUCGCAGCCGGACUCCUGAUAAACCUACUAGAUCUAAACGUGACGUAACUCCGGCUCGUCAUGUCGAAAAAUCUCCAGCUAUUAUGACUUGCUCGUCAUCUUCGUCUUCGACAAACAAGUCACGGGAAUUGGAGAGGAAAGAUCGUGACAGUGUUCACAAACGUGACCGAAGUAAAGAUCGCGACGAUGCGCGUAAAAGUGAACUAAAGUCCCGGUUGUCUAAUCAAGAAGACAGUAAAAAAAUACUCUCUUCCCGUGAUGAUGAUAAAAAUCACGGAGAUAAUCGGAGUCGCGCGAAGAGUCGUGAGCGUCGAGACAAAGAUUUUAACCGCGGAGAUGAUUCGCGUCAUCGCGUUCAAAUGCGCUCAGAUCAACGCGACAAGGAUCGCGAUGAUAUAAUAGACCGGGGAAAUGUUUCACGAGAGCGUCAGCGUGAUCGUGAUAAAGAUUGCACCCAGAAACGCGAUCGUGAAUUGACUGUAGGAAUUAACAGUGGUGUUGAUAAAAAUUCACGUUAUAUUAGAGAUAAAGACCGGAUUAAAGACAAUGUUAUGAAGGAUGACAAAAAUAAUUCCCGAGAUCGUCGCGGUGAUAUUAAAUUGUCUGACCGUGAUAAUAAGAGUUCUUCCCAGAGGUUUGAUGGUAAUAAGUAUGACCGUGCAAUGGACAAAGAGGCUGUGCAUAAAAAUGUCGACCGGGAGAGACUGGAUCGUUUUCCUAGAGAGCGUUCUUUGGAAAAACCUGUUGAUAAAAAUGUAUCUGUCUCACGGGGUGAACAUUUGCCUGAACGCGAUGCUAUUUAUGAAAGAGGCGGUGGUGGGAGACAUCGCCGGGUCCAGGGUGGGACCAGGUACGAAAGAGGAGGACACUCUAGCUUGGAGCACGAUAGGAAAGAAAUUCCCUCGGUUAAAAUAGACCGACGGGAGAGUCCUCGCAGGAGCAUGGAGGUUGACAGGAAUUUUGACCGCGGGUAUUCGAGAGUCUCUGCUGAUCACUGGGAGCAGCAGGAUGAGCCAGUGCGCCUGGAUUAUCAUCAUGAGGAGGAUCGCAGGAAGCCGAUGGAGACUCGUAAAUUUAAUAGUCCGUUUAAUGAACGACGGGGACGUGGCAGAGGUGGUGGGACUGCUGGUGAUGAUGACAGACCACCGCCCAGGUACCCGGUUCAGAACGAGAGACCUUUUGAUGAGCACCAUCAUAUGUACAGUGGCGAUAAGCUACCUCCUCAUCGUCCUGGUCCUGCUAGGGAUGAGAGUAGUAAUGAUAAUUGGGACAUGCAUCACGAGGCUGAUCACAGCAGAGAUCGUGUGUUUCCUCCUGACUGGGAGGAGAGGGACUGGCGGCCUAGGAAUCAUCACUGGGACAGGGAGAGUCUUCCCAGGUCUGAGGCUCAUGAGGAGGAAUGGCCUCAGAGAUAUGACAGUCCGAUGGCUGAUUGGAAGAUUAAUGAAGCUAGGAAGCCUUGGGAGAACCAACCGAUUCAUCAAUCAAUAAGGGGCUCUUAUAGGAAUGACCGGCAUAAAGAUCUGGAUAUUGGAGAGAAUAUUUAUCCCAAACGCCGCGGUCCGUAUAAUACUCCUGAAAUUAGGGAUGAUUGUGGCAGUCAUGGGUCCAAGCAGAGUUCUUUGCAUGGUAGUAUGAAGGAAGAGCCUAUUAAUAAAAAAUUGAUGGAGUUGGCGGAGGGAAGGCCUAGGAGGAGUCGAGAGAAAUCUACGGAUAGCUUGCAGAAGAAAUCCCUUUCUAAGGAAAAAAUAAUAUUGGAGCCGAAAGUAUUGGAGCAGCCGGUUGGAGUUGAAUUGAAGCGCCCGUGCUUGGAGGAAUCGUUGACUCGGCACACGGAGAGUGACUUAAGUGACAUCAGUGAUGAUCCUGAUGAUAUUCUUAAUAUGGAGGAUGAAGAAUCUGAGGAUAAAAAGUCGGUUGAUGAUAAGGAUAUUGUUAAUAAACCUUUGGUGAUUAAUAAUGAGGAGGUUGUUCAGGUGAGCAAGCCUUCGCCUGAACAAAUUACUGAUGAUUCUGCUAAUUCUGGUGUUCCUGUUGUGGGUGUUGCUGUGGCUAGUGUUGCUAAUGCUGUGCCUGCUAAUAGUUUUAUUGGUAAGGAGAAGGAUAAGGAUAAGGAUAAGGAGGAACAACCGGAGGCUGCUGCUAUUGAUGAGGAUAACAUGGAGGCGAUGGACUUUGAGGAAAUUUCAGAUGGUGAGUUGGAGGAAGAUAUCAAGACUAGUGGCAAGGGUUUGGGUGAUGCGCUGGGUGUUGAUUGGGAGAGCUUGGUUAAAGAGACUCAGCCUAGGAGGCAAGUUUCUAAUUUAGAUUCUGCUCAGUGUCGCUGGCAGUGCAAAGCUAUUUUUCAGAGGAUUGGAAUUUCUGUUAAGUAUGCUGGGGAGGAAUUUAUUAAUAAACUUAAGAGUAAAUAUGAUGGGGAUGGAGAGUUGCUGCUUGAUAAUGUUGCGAUGAUCCACACGGCGCUUUUUAGGGAAAAAAUUAAUAAUGAUCCGGUGUGCGGGUUGGUUAUUGCUGAUGAUAGUCUUUAUAGGAUUAAUGGACGUGGUAAAUAUCAAGAUGAUGACCCGGAAGUUCUUAAACCUUUUACUAGUUUGUUUGAAGAAGCUAAGUUGUUAUUGCAGCACGCGUAA